This is a messenger RNA of Nasonia vitripennis (jewel wasp), 1079 nucleotides long. Its product is annotated as alcohol dehydrogenase-like. Lineage: Eukaryota; Metazoa; Arthropoda; Insecta; Hymenoptera; Pteromalidae. The transcript has 6 exons. Gene Ontology annotation, molecular function: oxidoreductase activity, acting on the CH-OH group of donors, NAD or NADP as acceptor. Gene Ontology annotation, cellular component: cytoplasm. The record is from RefSeq and is a predicted model, not a curated record. Bases 64 to 978 code for a protein of 304 amino acids.
AUCUUUGUUUUGUAAAGAUACGAUAAACCCGAAACUUACGAAAUGACUCGAUGGAUCGAAUAGAUGUUUCUCACUUGUCCAGAGUUAUAUCACUUUCAGUCAAGAUUUCAUAAAAGCCGCACGUCGAACGUUGUAUUCUUGCAUUAUAACCAUUUUGUUUUUUGGAUCUCAUCGAAAAUGGAUAUCAUCGAUAAAGUAGCUAUUGUGACUGGUGGAUUAGGAGGAAUCGGUUUUUCGACCGUGCAGCAUUUAUUGAGGGAGAAAGUUCAGUAUGUUGCUAUUUUCGAUUUACCUGAAUACGACAGUCCACAUGUCGUUGAAGGUUUGAAAAAAUUGGAAGAAGAAUUCGGAAAAGGAAAAUUUGGUUACUAUCAUGUGGACGUGGCAAACACAGAGAGUUUCACUGCUGCUUAUGCAAAGGUUGUGGAGCACAAGGGAUACGUCGACAUUUUGGUGAACAAUGCAGCUGUUGCUGACGACAAAGAUAUCGACUUGACAAUCAACGUUAACUUGACGGCUGUGAUAAAAGGUGUCUUACACGCUGUCGAGCAGAUGGGAGUUCACAAAAACCAUAAGGGCGGCGUCGUUGUUAACAUUGCUUCGUUCCUCGGUUUGGUAAACCGACCAUUGGCUCCGGUAUACAAUGCAUCCAAACACGGAGUUGUUUCGUUUGUUCGAUCAAUGAAGCAACAUAACAAGACCCUUGGAGUCCGGGUUGUUUGCAUAUGCCCAGGCAUGACCAGAACAAACAUGGUCGGUCUUGAUACGUUCCGAAAAACCAUGUUUGAUUUUGUGCCAACUGAAAUGAUAAAAGAAGCAUUAAGUGUUCAAUUACAAAAACCAGAUAACGUAGCCUCCGCCAUUGUAGAGAUCAUAAAGAAAGGAGACGAGGGCGAUGUUUGGGUAGCACAAAACGAUGAGCCGCCAUUCGCUGUGGAAGAGAUAAAAGACGUUGAAAAAAUGAAAAUUCCGUUUUAGGAAAUUAUUUGCAUAAAUGUUAAAUAAGCGUUGAAAGACUUGAUUUUUAUGAAUGAAAUUUGUAUAUUAUUAUAAAAAUAAAUUUUUAUAUUCUUUCUUAA